UGUGUGUGUGUGUGUGUGUGUGGGUGGGAGUGGGGGCUGUGAGUUAGGCUAGUAGGCUGGCGGUGACUGCGCCUUGGUGAGGAGUGGAGCGCUCACCUGCACAUCACAGAGUCGCGUAAACUUAGGAGCAGCUGAGCGCCAAAGACGGAAGAGUCUGACCCAGCAGAGGAAAGGAGAAGAUUUCACAUCUCUUUUUUUUUUUUUUUUAAGCGGGAAAAAGAUUUUCGAGCUCUCUUCUUUUGUCUUUGCGGUCUCUCGCCCAGGCUGCUGUGGCUGUCUCUCCUAUAAGCCCGCCGCCGCGAUGAGGACCGACCUGGCUCUGGUCCUGACAGCAGCCCUUCUUCUUGACACGCUGCGGGGGAAUAAUGGUGAGCGUCUUUCCAAAGGUCCCUGUCGACCUGGCUUCUCCCAAAGCUUCUACUCUGUCUUCAUUCCGAGGAAUGUACUGCAAGGCCAAGAUGUGCUUAAAGGUGCAAGUGUGUCAUCGCAGAAAGUAAAGUUUGAUGACUGCAUGGGGAACAAAGCAGUGGUUUUCGAGAGCAGCGAUCCCAACUUCAGUGUGCGGACAGAUGGUUCCAUAUUUGCCCAAGGAACAGCAGCCUCCUUGAAUGAGCCGGUCCAGUUUAAACUAACAGCAAGUGGUCCUUACUCUCAAGUCUGGAAGACUGUGAUCCAGCUGGCACUGAUAGACCCCCCUUCACACCAACAAAAUGAGAAUGAGGUCACAACCGAAGAGGGGAAGGUUGCUGGGAGGACAGAGAAGAAGGAAACAUACCAAGCUCCGCCUCCUAUCAUCAUGUUUUCAGGGGGCAACCGGAAUAGCUCCAAGGGUCUACGAAGGCAAAAGAGGGACUGGGUGAUACCACCGAUCAAUGUUGCUGAAAAUUCUCGAGGACCGUUCCCUCAGAUGCUUGUCAGCAUUCGUUCAGACCAAGAUCAGGACAUCUCCAUCCGAUACAGCAUCACUGGGGUGGGAGCAGAUCAACCACCGAAUGAGGUCUUCAACAUCGACCCUGUGCUUGGAAAGAUGUUCGUUACCAAACCUCUGGACCGAGAACAUCGGUCAUCUUAUCAUCUCCGAGCACAUGCUGUGGACAUGAACGGGAAUAAAGUGGAGAACCCCAUUGAUCUGUAUAUUUUUGUUAUCGACAUGAACGACAACAGGCCAGAGUUCAAGAACCAGGUGUACAACGGAUCGGUGGAUGAAGGCUCCAAACCAGGAACCUACGUAAUGCAUCUUUCUGCCUUCGACGCUGAUGACAACACUACGGCAAACGGAAUGGUGCGCUAUCGAAUCCUGUCCCAGAUGCCACACAGCCCCAUCCCUAACAUGUUCACUAUCAAUAGUGAGACUGGGGAUAUUGUGACAGUUGCGCCUGGUCUCGAUCGAGAGAAAGUGUCCCAGUAUACUAUAAUUGUUCAAGCCACAGACAUGGAGGGCAACCUGAAUUUUGGCCUGUCCAACACGGCGACUGCCAUCAUCACCAUCACGGACAUCAACGACAACCCCCCCAUGCUGACCUCCAGAACGUUUUCCGGUGAGGUUCCUGAGAAUCGUGUGGAUGUUGUGGUGGCUAAUCUGACGGUGAUAGAUGCCGACCAACCGCAUUCUUCGAACUGGAACGCCAUUUACAGGAUCAUCAGUGGCGAUCCGUCUGGCCUCUUCAACAUUAGCACUGAUCCCGUUACCAAUGACGGCAUGGUGACUGUGGUAAAGCCGGUCGAUUUUGAGAUGAACCGAGCCUUCAUGCUUACAGUGGUGGUGUCUAACCAGGCCCAUCUGGCUAGUGGAAUUCAGUCCUCCCUCCAAUCUACGGCAGGGGUAACCAUAUCUGUUCAGGACGUCAAUGAACCCCCCUAUUUCCCCACAAACCCAAAACACAUCCGAUUUGAGGAGGGUGUCCCUGCCGGCACGAGUCUGGCGACCUUCUCAGCCUCAGAUCCCGACCGACUACAAAUGCAGCAGACAAUCAGGUACUCCAAGCUGAAUGACCCCGCGGACUGGUUAUCCAUCAACAGAACUAACGGUCAGAUAAUUACCACAGCUACUCUGGACAGAGAGUCUGUCUAUGUCAAAAACAACAUAUAUGAAGCCACAUUCCUGGCGACAGAUAAUGGCUCUCCUGCAGCCAGCGGCACCGGCACGCUGCAGAUCUACCUGAUAGAUAUUAACGACAACCCCCCAGCACUUAUACCCAGGGAGUCUCGGAUCUGUGAGCAGAUGAACAAGAAUGCCAACGGUGUCAAUAUCACUGCUGCUGACGCCGACACGGACUCUAACGCUGGGCCUUUUGUCUUCGAGCUGCCCUCGUAUCCUUCCAGCAUCAGACGCAACUGGACAAUUACGCGAAUAAGUGGCAACUACGCCCGCCUGAGUCUGAGAUACCAAGUCUAUUUGGAGCCGGGCAUGUACGAGGUCCCAAUAACUGUGUCUGACUCGGGAAACCCACCCUUGUCCAACAGGUCGGUCAUCAAAGUGAAAGUGUGUCCAUGUGAUCAAAACGGAGAUUGCACUACAGCGGGUGCUGUGGCAGUCGCCGGCUUGGGAAGCGGAGCCAUCAUCUCUAUUCUGAUCUGCAUCGUCAUUCUGCUCAGCAUGGUGCUGCUGUUUGUUGUGUGGAUCAAGCGCAGGGAGAAGGAGAGACACAUUAAACAGCUGCUCAUUGACCCGGAGGAUGAUGUCAGAGACAACAUCCUGAAAUACGAUGAAGAGGGAGGGGGAGAAGAGGACCAGGACUACGACCUGAGUCAGCUGCAGCAGCCUGACUCGUUGGAGCACAUCAUCAACAAGCCUCCUGGUGUCCGCAGGGUGGAUGAACGGCCCAUCAUCCCAGAAUCCCAGUACCCAAUCAGACCAGUCGUGCCCCACCCCGGAGACAUCGGGGACUUUAUCCAUGAGGGUCUCCGAGCAGCUGACAAUGACCCCACAGCACCACCUUAUGACUCGCUGCUGGUGUUUGACUAUGAGGGCGGCGGCUCCACUUCUGGUUCUGUCAGUUCUCUCAACUCUUCUAGCACCGGAGAGCAGGACUAUGACUACCUCAACGACUGGGGACCCCGCUUCAAGAAGCUGGCCGAGAUGUACGGCGGGGGGGAGGAGGAUUAAAUCACACACACUCACGCACUCGUCUUAUCAGCUGGCUUGCUAUGUCCCGCCAACACCAGGGGUUGCAACAAGUUCACACCGACUGACCAACAUUCGGACUACCUGCUUCAGAGGUCGGGCACCGUCUGACUGACACAGAAGCUCUGAGUUAUCACAAUUUGUAUUUUCAAACUUUCAUGUGAAGUUUUAAGCCAGGCUUUAGUCGCUUCUGUCUGAUUUUAUUUUUCUUGUGACUUAUUUUUUUGUUCUCUUCACUCCACAACAAGAGUCGUUCCUUACUCCUCAAGGUGUUCACUUCCCUCUAGCUGUCAGCCCCUGUCUGCCUCUCUGCAGAAGCUUUUUGGUUUCAGCCUCUUUGUCUAGGGGGUAGCAAAAAGGAACAAGAACCCAGAUAUGACAGUCCCUCCUGUGUGAGGCCUCUGGUUUAUUCUCUCUUGAACUUGAAUUUACUUAGAAUAGAAGCACUGUUGUUUAAAAAAAAAAAAAGAAAAGAAAAAAAAGUGCCUUCAGUGGUGCAUAUUUUAACCGACUCCCUCUAACUCAGGAUAAGUUGCCAUUUUCUGGGCGUCUGCGCCUUCAUUUACCCCUGACCCUUUAACUCAGACCUUUCCAUCGUGCUGCAGGGCUGUGCUUUACCUGCGGAGGUGCCAGUUCCAGCUAUGACCAGCCAAGGCGGUUGUUAUGUAGACAAAUCAGUACAUGUUGAUGGCAGCCAAGAUGAAUAUGAUUGCAUAAAUCACACAAAUACGAGAUGGGACUGUUGUGGAGAAGUGUCUUUGUUUCUUCUGGCUUCAUUAGCAGCUGUGUUUGUUUUGAACUCAGUAAUCACACCUAACACACGACAGUCAUGUGUCCAAUCCUUUGAAGGUCACGUGACGGAGGGUCUUUGCCUUCAUUUAAGGUUUACAUGUUUAUCCGCACACCCAAAGGGACGUAUACCUGUUACAAGUUUUCUACAAAAGGGAGGGGAUUCAAAUGGACCCCAUUCCUGGGUGGAUCUCGCGUAAGAGGGAGAGGGGUAGUUAAUAAUUUUGCAAUGCAGUUUGCUGAAAAUGAUGGAAAGUGCCGCCCUACAUAGCAACUGAUGCUGUGGUCAAAGUUCAAAUUGCCACAGAACACAUUUCAAGACACUUAACACGGCAGCUGAAGUGGAUAGUGCACCCCCCUCCCCAAUUCGUCACGUUUCAUGUGUCAGGUAAACCGAGACGAUUGGGGUUGUAUGAAUUCCCUUCUUACUGUCGGACAAAACAAUACAACAUUGCAAAUACAAAGUAAAGAUGAAGUCAGCUUGAAUGAUCCCUUGCUCUUUAUCUCACUAUAUUGUUUUUAUUUAUGUUAGAUUCAGUAACACUUCACAACAAUGUUUAAAUGUAAAAAUGUUGGUGCUCACAACGAUUGAGGGAUUUGAGCCUCAGCCAGGGAUUUCUCGGCUCCUCAAUCUGUCUCUCUUCAGGCUGCACUUAACUAUUUAUCUGAAAUGUUCCCCUGAAAAUUAUGCCUGCAAGUUCAAGAGUUUCCAUGAAGAAGUUAGAGCAAACAAAAGUUUGUCAUGGAGUUGUGAACACUAUAUCAAAGUCCACUGGUCAAAAAUGAAGCCUUAACAGAUUUUAAAAGAAUACAUUUUUCAAGACUGAAUGAAACAGCAAAUCUGCUUAUGGGCUCGUGUACCGUAUAUUUUGGACCAUAAGGUACACCGGAUUAUAAGGCGCACUGCUGAGGAGCGGAUCUAUUCAAGUCUAUUUUCAUACAAACGGCGCACAGGAUUCUAAGGCGCAUUAAAGGGGUCAUAUUAUGAUUUUUUUCUACAUUUAAAACACUUCCUUGUGGUAUAGAUAACAUGUAAUAAUGGUUCUUUGGUCAAACUGUUCCAUAGAUUAUGUUUUACAGACCAUUUUUAAGUCGCUUGCUGACCUUCGCUUCAGCAUGCGCCGUUUUGUGGGCGGUCUCAUUUUCGUUUCUCACCUUCGACAGUGUCUUCUCCCCGUCAUCUUUGUUGUAGCGGUGUAGCGUGCAAGGACGGGAGUUGAAGAAGUGUCAAAAGAUGGAGCUAACUGUUUUAAUGACAUUCAGACUUUACUCAAAUCAAUAAUGGAGCAGCAUCUCCUCAUCCGUGGCUCACUAGUGCAACAACGCCGGAUGUGUCCCGUGAAAAAACGUCCGACAGGAACGCUCUAAUAACGAAAGUUCCGCGGGUGAAUUAUGUAAACUCACUACACCGGUAGUUUUUAGCGCUUCCAUAGCGAGAUAUAAGUUUGAAUUUGAUGCUACUUUAUAUUAGAAAUGGCAACAGCGUAGGGUGAAUGUCCCAUAACAAGAAGAUAGUGAAAAAGAAGAAGCUUAUCGACUACGGUGUCAGCACGGACUACAGUGGUGGACUUAAGCAGAUCCCAAAUACACAUCAGCAGAUACCAGAAGGAAAGAAAAAUUGGUUUUGAAUAAUAUUGUGAAACAAAACGCCAGAUAAUGUCUGCUACAGGUGCCAUUUUGCGGUCCUUAUACACAUACCAUAAUAAUACUGUAUGUUGAACCAGAGUACGUCUGACGACGGUAGCCGUAAUACUGCAACAAUCCAUCAAGUGGUGCGGCUUCAUAGCUUACCAAAGUCGUACUCCAACAUUUUGACAGAUUUUUGAGCGUCGUGUGUAAUGUUCUCUAUUCUCAACUUAAAGUUUUAGUGUUGUUUACUGGCGUCAUCUUGCUGUCUACACUUAUCUCUUAUGUGUGACUGCUAUCUACUGGUCACACUAAUCAUUACACCACAUACCAAAUAAAGUAGCUUUGAGGUUGGUAAGCACAACCAAAAUUAUUCCGUACAUUGGGCGCACCGGGUUAUAAAGGCGCACUGUCGAUUUGAGAAAAUGAAAGGAUUUUAAGUGCGCCCUAUAUUCCGAAAAAUACGGUAAUCGUUUUUCAAAACACACCCAUCUUGGAAGGAAAUUAGGACUUAUAAAUGUUAAUGUUAAUUAUUCAAAUGUAGUCAGUGGGUGGAACAUGUUCCCCUGUGGUCGCCAGCUUGAUGCUGCAUGACCUAAUUCGCAAUGACUUUAAAAUACAACAAAUUAUAAGAGGAAAACUGUAAUAAUGCAUCUCCUUGAAAAAGGCUCAUCCAUUAGAAAAAUACAUGCUAUUUUCCUGCCAAUGCAAGUAUCCAAGGCCAUCAAAGAGAAACCUGGGUGUGAUUGGGUUCUUACAAAGGGAAGGAAUAUCAUGUUAUAAUCAAUGAGGUGAACAGGGUUAGAAUCUAACGGUUGAGAGGAAACAGAAGCAACGUGCCGUGCAGAAACUGAGAGCAGUGAUUUUCCCCAACCACUCUCAGCUUAAAGUGCAAUCAGAGUCAAGGCAAGGAGGGACGCUUGCUGCCGGAUUAGCUCUUAUCUAUCCGGUUGCUCCUCCACCUCCAGAAUAUCCUCACAAAAUAAACACAGCUGUUACUCUCGCUAUCUGUGAUUUGUGUCUGACACAUCAAUGUUGUAUAUACAGGACCUUUUUUUAUACAUUUGUCAACAUGAAUCACUGGUGAUUUUUCUCUCUCACUCUUUCAAGUGAGACCAACACGUUGGCGAGGAAGGUUUCACCGCUAAAAAGCCAUGGUGAAGAGAACUCCAUUGAUUUUGAGCGCGAUCUCACAGCCAUGCUUGUGUUGCCGUGUCACUCGAGCCUCUUCAGAGCAAAGAGUAAAGACCUUUCAAACUCACCUGUACAGUCCAGCAGAAACACACACACACACACACACUCCUCUUGGCCUUAUUGUACCCAAAUGCGGGUUCUAGUCCAGCGUUUCAAAUUGAUUGCAAAGCUCAGAGGGCCCUCCUACAGGUAGUGGGACUGCCGGAGGACAAAGGGACGUUCUUUGACACAUUUAGGGACAUCCGAACAAAAAAUUUGGGAUAACACUGCAGCAGGCCACGCACGUACACACAAUGACUUUUUUUUUUUAAAUGGCGCUGUUAUGGUGUUGCAUGAUGACAAAUUGCAACAACUGUUUUUGUGCCGUCUGAAGUUAUAGAAGAGAUAGCAAAUAUUGAAGAACGCUUUUUCUCCGACGUACUGUAGACAAUUUGUGACCAUGGACACGCCUGACCUGAUUGCAGGAUAUGGCCGCCACUACAAGAAAGACCAGUGGUUCUUUAGAGAUUUCCUUGCCCAAGUCCAAGUGUACAUACUGUAGUAUUUGCUCGCUAAACAGACCAAGUUUAAUGUACGACUUGAGCUUUUUGCAUGUCUUUUUUUACAAUGGCCAGAUGAGUUCUAUUACAGUAACUAUUCAACAUGUGACGUGUGGCAACCCGCAUGACCGAGGUUGCACUACAAAUACAAUUCUGGCAUACCAUAUCCACAUAGUUGAAAUGAAACAAUAUAACGUUAGUUAUGAUAUUAAUUGCACAGGUAUCUAAAGUCUAAGAGGAAAUAGUUUUUUUGUAAAUUGUCGACAGCACAAGCAUUUUGUAUUGGUGUUUGUACCCAUUUUGUAUUAAACAAAAAAAAAAUGAAAAAGAAAGGUUAUGUUGUUUCAAGCCUGUGUUUAUAAUGCCACUGCAACCUUGGUUUCCAAACAGUACCUGUGCAGCCCUGCAGAUCAACAUUGUAAAUGAGAUGCCAAGCUGGAGAAUCCUUUUCAGGACCGUGUGUUAUAAAUAAAGAA
Messenger RNA from Entelurus aequoreus (snake pipefish), 7748 nucleotides. RefSeq names its product cadherin-4-like. Lineage: Eukaryota; Metazoa; Chordata; Actinopteri; Syngnathiformes; Syngnathidae. Gene Ontology annotation, cellular component: catenin complex; plasma membrane; adherens junction. Gene Ontology annotation, biological process: cell-cell junction assembly; cell morphogenesis; calcium-dependent cell-cell adhesion. The record is from RefSeq and is a predicted model, not a curated record. The transcript is spliced from 17 exons. Bases 302 to 3106 code for a protein of 934 amino acids. Gene Ontology annotation, molecular function: cadherin binding; calcium ion binding.